AUGCGAGAAAGAGCUGAAAAUGAAUUAUUAUCAUUACAAAAAGUUGCUGAGCGAGAAAUACGUAAAGCUUUACUUACAUCUGAAGCUCUUGUUGUUCUACCUCGUGUAGCUAAUAUCGAUAUGAUACUAAUAUGUUUAUGUAAAUUUACAGAAAAAACUGUCCGAAAAGGUUGCUUUUUUCAUUUCUCUCAAUCCAUAUAUGGACAUGUUAAAUCAGGUGGUUUAUCAGCAGUUUAUUUAGAUAAUCUUAUGAUACACAGUGUUAUUCGAAAAACGAUGAAACUAGCUUUAGUACCAGAACAACAUCUUCCAUCAUUAUUUGCUCGCCUUGGAUAA
Messenger RNA from Rotaria sp. Silwood2, 336 nucleotides. NCBI's taxonomy places the organism in Eukaryota, Metazoa, Rotifera, Eurotatoria, Philodinida, Philodinidae. The record is from the annotation of a GenBank genome assembly.